Molecule: messenger RNA, 2201 nt
Organism: Cucurbita pepo subsp. pepo (vegetable marrow)
Lineage: Eukaryota; Viridiplantae; Streptophyta; Magnoliopsida; Cucurbitales; Cucurbitaceae
Product: flowering locus K homology domain
Molecular function (GO): RNA binding
Source: RefSeq, a predicted model, not a curated record
AUGUUUUAUUAAAAAGUUCUUAACUGACGUUCGUACAUGCAAAAAAGGAAUUUUGUUACAACUUAUCUUAUUAUAAAACAAAUUACCUUAUUAUUACAACCAGCUAUCAUAUAAAACGAUUUCGUAACAAUGUUUUACCUUAAAACAAAACUAUCGAUGCACAUAAGAUGACACACAUUAAAGUGAAAGUAAGUACGUUGAUUGCCUAUAAUAUAAGACAAGAAAGUGUGACAUUCCAAUGAAUCUGUUUGUUGUUACACAUUGUGUACAUAUUGCACGUUACAGUGAAAAUUGAAAAAAUAGCAUCUUGUCAAAGUUUAUUUGAUGAUGGGUACUCGAACACUGAAGGGUUUCGAGCGUUGUACUAUAAGGACAACAAUACUAUUUAACGUCGAAUGACACAAAAGAAAUGAACCAGUUACUCCCUAAGAGCUAUUUAACACGAGACAUUCUUCCAUGAACAACGAUGUUGAAAGGGCACUCGGUAUCCUAAAGGGGAGACUAUAUGUAUCUGUUCUUUGGAAAAAAAAAAGUAUUUUCCCCGUGCAGGUACAAUAUCGAAUAAAAACAAUCUAUUGGUUGCUUCAAACUCGAUAGGUAGAAUAAUAGUUGCAAAUGGAUCGUUCGAGAACGUAUCGGGGCAACCCCAUGUACUAGGUUUAGUGGAGAUAACGUAAGAUGUUAUCAUAUUUUGUUGGGAAAUUUAUGAAGAAAUUUUAACCUAGAAGAAAGGCAUAGUGCAUCAUACAUGGCUAUAUGCUAGAGAACUAGCGCACUCGCCUUCCGACGCCCUUUGUUGGUUCUCUAUGGUAUCAUCGGCUAUUAUCAUCAUUUCUCUUCUGCAUUCACGCCUUCCCAGCCUGAUACGGCCAUCUUUCAUAGCCCACUGACGUGAAGAUUUCUCCAAAUAUGCAACCAGGUGAUAUUCCUCUAUACCCUUCUAUGCCCGCCAUGGCUCCCCUGCCUGUUUCUAUGUCCUUACCCGGGACUCUCUUGGUUUCCGACUCCGGACAUACCGUCACUGGGAAACGCCGCCGUGAGGACGACCUGAUUGUAUCCAAUUCGGAGGCCGUAGAUGUAUCGGCUCCCAAGAGACAGGCGAAGGCUCAUGACGUGCUUUUCAGAAUCAUUGUGCCCUCGAAGCAGAUCGGGAAGGUUAUCGGUAAAGUUGGUUGCCGAAUCCAGAAGGUUCGUGAGGAAACCAAAGCUACAAUCAAGAUUGCCGAUGCUGUCGCGCGGUAUGAAGAACGUGUUAUCAUUAUAAGUUCCAAGGACUGUGAGAAUUCGGUUACUGAUGCGGAGAAAGCACUUCAGCAUAUUGCAGCACUGAUACUGAAGGAGGAUGGCACCAGUAUUGAGGAACUAAAAGUUGGAACAGGGCAUGUGGCUGCUAAUACUAUUAGGCUCCUAAUAGCAGGAUCUCAAGCAGGGUCUUUGAUUGGUGCCUCGGGUCAAAAUAUUGAGAAAUUGAGGAAUUCUUCUGGUGCAACAAUUACGAUUCUCGCCCCAAAUCAAUUACCUCUUUGUGCAUCUGCUCAUGUAUCUGACAGAGUGGUGCAAAUAUCAGGGGAUGUUCCUGCAGUUUUGAAGGCUCUUGAGGAGAUAGGCAAUCAGCUAAGGGUAAAUCCACCUCGGCAAGUCAUUUCUGUUAGCCCAACAUAUAAUUACAAUGCAAUGCACCCGCCACAGUCAUAUAUUGAUCCAACCUCAGUUAAUUAUGUAACCUUCGAGAUGUUGAUAUCGGAGACAUUGGUGGGUGGGUUGAUCGGGAUUGGUGGCUUCAACAUAUCAAGAAUCAGAAAUGAAUCUGGGGCUACUAUCAAGGUUUGUGGUGGGAGAGGUGAACAAAAUUACAGGCAAAUACAAUUUGGUGGAAGUGCUGAACAGGUAGCACUGGCAAAGCAAAGGGUUGAUGAAUAUAUUUAUUCUCAGUUGAUACGACAAGCUGGUGUUCAACAGACAGCUCUGCAGAUGUGGUGAAUCUGAAACAGAAAGAGUUGUUAGUUGUAAUGGCAACAGCUGCUGGGAAGCUCACAAGAACAGCUCCUACAAACUUCAAUCCAUUAAUGAAUGAAGUGGUGCAAGAUUUUGGAAUAAUGGCUUCCUUUCUUUUUUCUUUUUUUUUUUUUUGAAUGUGACAUAUUGUAAUUGUGCCAAAUAGUUUACUGAAUAUUUUCUAUAUUAACAAUGACUUGAGGGUU